UGAAGUUACCAAGUCUUUUGAAAAAAUCACGGAAAUAUUAUUCUUUUUGACUACAUUCAAGUGAGUUUUUGGUUUUCUCUCAUUGCAAGAGUACAGGACUACGCAAUGGCUUCGUCUUCACCAAUACUUCAAACUGAAAAUAAGCAAAAAAAUUGCGAAGAGUUGAUCAAAAGUUUUAAUAAGGCUGAAAGAUUCACUGGAAAACUAGAUUUUCUUGGCUCUCUGACAUACCAAGUAUUUCCUGACAUUUCUCUAAUGGACAUGGAGACAAAAUACUUUGCAAAAGUAAUUCCCAAGGUCUAUGAGAUGAUUAUAGAGGUUCUGGUCAAGAUAGUUGAUCUUCUACAAGCUCUUGGCUGCACUGAUGACGAUGAGUCCAUUUUACUGACCAUACAGUCCAAUUUGAAAGGUGUUAUCACUUGCAUAGAAUACUUGGAGAGCUGUACUCUACACGUAUGCCAGACUGCACCUUCUCUGUCCAUCAAACAAAUCCAUUCACUGCAUCCUGCUGUACUAAAAACUAUAAUCGCCACCUUUACCCACUGCAAGGAAAGUGAAUCCAUUUAUUCUGACUUCUUUCAACAUUUCUCAGAAGAGUUAUCAAUCUUAUUCAAGAAAACCUUUCAACUGCAAAAGGUCUUAAUGGAGCUCAUUGAGAAGGUAAACUUGGACUAUGAUUCUGAUUCAGAGGAAGUCAAAGACAUGACUGAUGUCUGUCACCAUCUUCUUGAAAUUUGUAUCUUGAUUUGUAACGUCGAUACGGGUCUUCUGGUGAAUACCUGGAAAGUAUUAAACAGGCUGGUCACAAAGCACAAAGCUGCAAUUGAAAAUGAUCUUGAUGUUGAGAAGAUAGUCAAUCAUUUGUGUGACUCAAUCAAGUCUAAACUGACGCAGUGUGUUACUAUGGCAACAAUUAAUGAUGGACAAGAUCCUGGACAGUUUGCUAACACUGCUGAAUCAAAGUCUUUGAGUAGGAUGCUUAAAGUUGUACGGUUUCUGAUUGGCCAUCUGAUACAUAUUGUUAAGGAAUAUAGCGAAUAUCUUUCUGGUUGUGAGUCCAGCAUUUUAAGCUUACUCAUUUCAUUACAUAGCAUUUUACCUCCAAGUUUAUCAGCCCCACAAAUAGUUGCUUCAAUACAGCAGGAAAUGUCUUCAUUGAUAUUGGUUGUAAUCCAACCGCUUUUGAAAAUUCUUGUUACUAACAAAGCAUUUGCGGAUUUGGUAACAAGAAAAGCAAGAGCAAACGGCACGGACUUUGAUGGUUUUGGGAUGGCUAGAGUACUUGUAGAUAUUGCAGGAAUACUCCCAGAACAACCAGACGAUGUAUUCACUUUGUGGAUGAAACCUAUGGAUUACCCAGAGGAGGAACCAUGCCUAUCUUUGCUGCAAAAAACCAUAGAAUGUCUCAAAACUUGUGCAGUUGAGCUCAGUCUACCAGUCUAUGUUGAUGGUAUUAUGUGCAUGGGUAAGCCACUCAGGAAAGUAGGCUUCUAUGAACAUGCCUGUAGCCACCUUUGUGCACUUAUAGCAUCAAGUCCUUCAUCAUGCUUUUCUCAGAUUGAGAGGUGUCUUGUUGAAUAUCUUAUUGGAGAGGACUUGUUUUCGGUGAUACUCGCAAUGGACCUCUGGACAUUCUUGGGAAGAUGGGAAUCAGCAGAACUAUGCUCAAGUCAUGCACAUUUUCUAAUUGGUUUGAUGAAUAGCUUACCCAAGGGCAGUACGUCACAGUGUCACGUGUCUAGGCUAGUCAGACGAUUGACCCGUCUUAUGGCAAAGGACCACCAGGAACAACUACUUUCAAGCUUUCCUCCAUCAAAAGCUGAAAACAUCCUCACUUGGUCUAUUCUGCCUUUUGGUGAUUUAACUGAUGAUAUUCGUUCAAAGGUCUGUCGUACUGCAGUCCCAGUUUGUAUCAAACGUUGUCAUGACUGUCUAUCAAGUAAACCCUCAAAACUUCAUGAAAAUAUUCACUACAUUGGCUGUUUAAAAGCGAUCUACAGUCUUGAACACGCCCAUCGUCUUGUCCCUCCCGUACAUCACUCGGCUGUGGUUGAUCUGGUGAAUAAUGUAUGGACGAAGUUUAACAAGCAGGCCAUCAAGAUGAGCGAAGAUGUCUGGUUAGACGUCAUUGAAUUGUCUGGUUUACUGCUACCGUUUAUUCAACCGCAAGACUACGCAAGGAUCCUUCGCUGCCUGCGUAACCUAUCAAACCAGUGCAACUCUGUUAGUAUCAAAGUAGCUAUUGCUGAUUUUCUUGGAAAGUGCGGAACCCAGGAAGUUCAGCAAGAUUAUGAGACUGGAGUGUUUGAAUCGGUAUCUGGUUUAUUCUCAUGGCUUGUUAGCAGUCACUCGUGGCUCGUCCAUCAAAAGUCUCUGGAGGCUGUCAAGGCAUUUGCGGAGGUCACUCCGUACACGCACAUUAUGGGGGACUGUGUUCCUGAACAACUCUUACCUAGUCUUUCAGAUUUCCUCAAUAACAUUCCCUUUAAGCGAGAAGAAAUUUCUCUUCAAAAUAAGUAUUGGAUCCAAGAACUAAUCAAGAGUCAAAAUAAAACACCCGAAGAAGUAACUACAGAUUACAAAAGAAGCAUGGCCGCACAAGAUGAAGGCAUUGCGGACAACGCCAACUGUUUACAAGAGCCUGAGCCGAAGAGAAUUAAACGCGACGUCAUGGAAGAUGCCAAUAAGGAUACAGAAACAGAUCAGAAUGACGUCAUGUACAGUGAGGUGGUUCAGAAGAUGAGGUCACAGCUAAAAACCCUGACUGAUCUUCGUACCAAGCACACACCAAGUCUGUCCAUCGUGAAGGAAUUCGAAGAAAUAUGCUCGACUCUUAAGACGUUUGUACAAGACUUGAAGGUGACACAGUAACCAUUAUGUUAUAAAAUUCGAAUUGCGUGACAGCUACACUCGACACGAAAUUGCGUGACACUCGCAAGUGCGCACUCAACAGAGACAGUAUUCAAGGAAUAUACAUUUAGUGUAUAUAAGCUUUAAACGUUAAAAGCCUUUAAAAGCUUUAGUUUUAAUAAGAUUAUUGCAAACGAUAAAUAAAUAAAUAAAUAAUGUGAGGAAAUGGAAUUGAUGACUUGCGCUAACAAGUCACGUGACCGUAAACCUCUUAAAUCUAUCAGUUGUGAGCAUCACGAACGAAACGUGCACCUCGAUAUUAGUAAAAAGGCAGAGUUUCGGCUUUUAAUGUCAACUGUAAAAUUAAUGGCAUUUGUAAUAAGAUCGAUUAAGGUGCGAUUACACGGAGCAAUUUUCUUUGCAAAUUGUCUCGCAUUGCCACACAAGUUGCAUGGAGUAUUUAUAGCGUGUAGCCUACAGCGCAAUUUGAAAAAUGUUGCGAGACAAG
This is a messenger RNA of Actinia tenebrosa (Australian red waratah sea anemone), 3358 nucleotides long. Its product is annotated as FIGNL1-interacting regulator of recombination and mitosis. The record is from RefSeq and is a predicted model, not a curated record. NCBI's taxonomy places the organism in Eukaryota, Metazoa, Cnidaria, Anthozoa, Actiniaria, Actiniidae.